AUGGGGUGUGUGUUUGGAAGAGAGAUUGCGUCUUCUGGACCACCAAGUUCUGAAAUCGUAGUAGAGAAGAGGCGAGAGAAAGAUAGGGAUUCAAAUGGUCAGUCCGGGAGGAAAGAGAGAGCUUCUGCAGCAAAUCCCGACACCAGCAACAAUGGCGGAGAGCCACAAAAUGGGGUUUCUCAAAAGGUGGAAAAAGACGCGAAUGUGAGGCCGAGAGGAGAGAGAAGACGCUCAAAGCCUAAUCCUAGACUGAGUAAUCCACCGAAGAACAUCCAUGGCGAACAGGUGGCUGCUGGGUGGCCUGCUUGGUUGUCUGCUGUUGCAGGAGAAGCCAUUAAUGGUUGGAUUCCUAGAAGAGCUGAUACUUUUGAGAAAAUCGACAAGAUUGGGCAAGGCACAUACAGCAACGUGUACAAAGCUAAAGAUACAAUGACAGGAAAAAUAGUUGCAUUAAAGAAAGUCCGAUUCGACAAUCUGGAGCCUGAAAGUGUGAAGUUUAUGGCUAGAGAGAUUUUGAUAUUAAGGCGUUUAGAUCAUCCAAAUGUUGUGAAAUUGGAAGGAUUGGUUACAUCAAGAAUGUCUUGUAGUUUGUAUCUUGUUUUUGAAUACAUGGAGCAUGAUUUAGCUGGACUUGCUGCUAGUCCUACAAUCAAAUUCACAGAACCCCAGGUGAAAUGCUACAUGCAUCAACUGUUAUCUGGGCUUGAACAUUGUCAUAAUCGACAUGUGUUACAUCGUGAUAUCAAGGGGUCGAAUCUUCUUCUUGAUAAUGGAGGAAGUUUAAAGAUUGCUGAUUUUGGUCUUGCAUCUUUUUUUGAUCCUAAUCACAAACAACCAAUGACUAGUAGAGUUGUUACAUUAUGGUAUAGGCCACCUGAGCUUCUUUUAGGGGCAACUGAUUAUGGUGUAGGGGUGGAUUUAUGGAGUGCAGGGUGCAUUUUAGCAGAGUUAUUGGCUGGAAAACCUAUCAUGCCUGGUCGUACAGAGGUAGAGCAGCUUCACAAGAUUUUCAAGUUAUGUGGGUCCCCUUCUGAUGAAUAUUGGAAAAGGUCAAAGUUGCCACAUGCAACUAUUUUUAAGCCCCAACAGUCAUAUAAAAGAUGCAUUGCUGAAACUUUUAAAAAUUUCCCACCUUCCUCAUUGCCUUUGAUUGAUACCCUUCUUGCAAUUGAUCCUGCUGAACGUCAAAAUGCAACUGCUGCUUUGAGAAGUGAAUUUUUUACAACAAAACCGUAUGCCUGUGAUCCUUCAAGCCUUCCAAAAUAUCCACCUAGCAAGGAGAUGGAUGCCAAAUUACGUGAUGAAGAAGCUAGAAGAUUGAGAGCUGUUGGAAAAACAAAUGCGGAUGGAGGGAAGAAGAGUCGUACACGUGAAAGACCUGCAAGGGCUAUGGCUGCUCCAGAAGCCAAUGCUGAGCUCCAAGUAAACAUUGAUAGACGCCGACUGAUCACACAUGCAAAUGCGAAGAGCAAAAGUGAAAAAUUUCCGCCACCUCAUCAAGACGGGACCCUCGGAUAUCCAUUGGGUUCCUCACAUCAUAUGGAUCCAAGUUUUGACCCGCCCGAUGUCCCAUUCAGUUCAAAUUUUUCAUAUGGAAAACCGCCAAUUCAGACGUGGUCUGGACCAUUGGCUGAAGCGGGACCCACAGGAGGUCGUACUGGCACUGUACACAAUGUUUUAAAAAUGGGUUUGAACUUUGAACUAGCUGACCGAACUGGACAAGAAACCGGAAAUGAGAACGGUGCAAUCAUAAUCGAUUUUGUCAAUUUCUAG
Molecule: messenger RNA, 1773 nt
Organism: Lactuca saligna
Lineage: Eukaryota; Viridiplantae; Streptophyta; Magnoliopsida; Asterales; Asteraceae
Source: the annotation of a GenBank genome assembly